AUGGAGUCUAAAAAGGAGCUCAUUAGUGACCAGCGGUUUUCCCGCAUUACAAAAGACCCAAGAUUUUGGGAAAUGCCAGAAAAAGAUCGCAAAAUCAAAAUUGAUAAAAGAUUUCAGGCCAUGUUUCAUGAUAAAAAAUUCAAGUUGAAGUACACUGUGGAUAAGCGAGGGCGGCCUGUUCAACACAGCUCUACAGAGGACCUGAGACGCUUUUAUGACCUUUCCGAUUCAGAUUCGGAUCUUUCAGAGACUGACCAAAAAUUAACUAAGAAGAAAUCGCAGGGAGAGAAGGCCAAGACUAAAGAAAAGAGAGUAUCUGAGAAGUCUCCUGUUGAGAGUAACUCUGGGAAAGAAAGCAAAGGGACAGAUAAAAGUUCCUCAUUGUCAAAACUGGGUAUUUUAAAAAAUGAAGGCCAGAAAAGCAAAUCGUUAAAGUCCAAAAAGACUGUAAAAGGCACACAAGUGAUUGAAUUGCAACAAGUAAAGGAACUUACACCAAAGAAGCAGAACAAGCAAGGCAGAAAGUAUCCUGAGAACCUGAAGACUGUAAAAGAAAAAGCAGUGAAGAAUAGCAGCAUAGACAGUUAUGUAAACCAUAAGAGAAAUGAAUUAGGUUGGUUGAAUGUAAUUAAUUGAAAUUUGUCACCUGUCUCUCAAUCUUACUCAGCUUUUCUUGGAUGUAAUAUUUUAUUAGCCAGUUUGGAUAAUCCUACCUCAGUUUAUCAAACUGAGAUAAUCAUGAGUCUUUUGCUUAUGCACACAAGCCCCCUUGAUUUACCCUUUGUGGGGUGCAGCAGUGAAACUAGGAAGUAGCUAAUGAACCCCUUUCCAUUUCAUUUGAACUGGGAAGUUAUGGUCAUCAGCUUUGAAACAAGCCAUUGUCCUAAACCAUGGUUUGAAAUGUACUUUAAGACCCUGGCUUGUGUUGAAACUGGUACCUGCAGUUUCCCAAUUUACAUAAAAUGCCUUGCCAUGAAGGGAGGAGCAAAAAAAGGCUCGUGUUUCCUGGUUUAAUAUACUGCGAUUUGCUCAUCCAAACCCCUAUGUGGGUUUCAAUGGAACUUCCAAGUAAGUGCAUAGAAGCAUAGCCUAAAUGAAUAAUAAUUCUCUAUGCCUCUUUUUUCUGCAUGCAACACUUCUUUUAUUGGAGACUGCUUAAUUUUGCCAAAACUAGCACAAUAAUGGCUUUUGUGGUGUCGCAGAAGAUCAGUAAGUUUUCCAAACAUGAUUUGGAAAGAAGUGUACUUAGUGGUAAACUCUGUGGAGGUAAAAUAUGUUAAACUUGAGGAGGAAAACUGUCCUAGAGCUGUACUUUAAAUUGGUUGGGAUGGGGAAUCUGUCAUCUUCUCGAUGUUGCUAGACUACAGCUUGCAGUAUUCCUGAUGAUUGGCCAUGCUGGCUGGGACUAAUAGGAAUUAUAGGGCCUCAGAUUCUGAACUCCUGAAAUAGAUGGCGGAAUCUAGUUGGGGAUUAGGGCUGUAUAAUGCACCAAGUGUCAGUGGAACUGGUUGUAGUGCAGUCUUUUGCAAAGAGUUAGAAUCUCUCCACCACCAGAGUACCACAGCAUCAUGGUUAGCCUAUCCCUAUAAACAGGAUCCUAUGCCAUCAUACUUAUACCUCAUUUUAUGCCAUCCAGCAGCCUGCAUGUCCCCCAGACUUUUGGCUCCCAGUACAAGGACAAAAGGCUGGCUUUGGGAGCCCUAAAGUGAGUUGCAGAGAACCCUUCAUUAUGAGUGGCUGCCAUCCCAGUGGGGAGGUACUAUGCCAGGGGUUUCAUAUUAGUGGCUGCCACUGCCAUUUCUCUCUUUCUGCUACCCAGUUUCCCCCCUCAUCACCCACAAGAAUUUAGGUCAAGGGCUGAGGACAGCAUGUCGUGGUUUCUUACCUGUGACUUAGAGCAGUGGCACUUAACCCUGCUUGGGUGACAGACCCCUUUGAAAAUCUGAUGAAAGCUAUGAACCCCCUCCAGGGAAAAAUGCACAUAAACACACAAGCUUUCUGCUUAGAAUUUAUUUUAUUGUGUUGGGUUUGUGUGUGUGCACACACACGUUUGUGUGUGCACUUGCCUAGUUUCCCGGCCUAAGCCCAUCCAUGGACACCCCCCCCCCAGGAAUCUCUCUUUUAAAUAGAAACCGUGAAAACACAGUGUUAUGAAAACUAUUUUCACCAAAGUGAGUAGUUUAUUUUCCUCCCUAAAUGUGCUAUCAAAAACAUUUACAUUUUAAAAAACAGUUUCUUACUGAAUUUGUCCACUUUCAUGUGUGAUAGAAAAUUAUUUUUGCCGCUUGACAGGUAGUCUUGGACAUUUGGUUUCCCAGAUAGUUAGCUGCAUGCUAUUGUAAGCUACAGUUUGGUCAAUGAACAUCUCAAUCACCACUGAAAAUCUUAACAAUAUACCAUUCUCCUUCACACUCUGCAUGUCUGAGGUGCCAUCUUUUUUUGAGGGAUAACUGGACGUAAUUCAGAUUUGGAAAAUACUAUAUUGUACAUAUGUAUGUUUAAAUGUAUUGCUUUUCCUUCAUUUAGGAAAGGAAGAUAAUUCUUUCAGCAAGCACAUUAAUGAACAUUGCUUGCAAAAGGAAACUUGUGAAAAUGUGGAGCACUUUGAUCUUGAUGAAUUGGAAGGUAGUGAAAAGACUGAAGAGGAAAGUGAGUCAGAGGAUAGCGGGGAUCUGGAAGAGGAAAGCGCCUUGGGAGAGGAGGGAGAAAUGAGAGAAGAAAGUGGUUCAGAAGAUGAAGAAGAAACAGGAAAUGAAAGUGAGAUUGAUGAAAGCGACAGUGGGCCAGAUUUGGCAAGGGGGAAAGGCAAUAUAGAAACCAGCUCUGAUGAUGAUGAAGAGGAGGAGGAUUUGGCUGAGAUAUAUCCAAAGGAGCCUGAAGUUGAACAUGGAUGGGGAGAAUUGGCUAAAGAUGCCCCUCGUGCAGAUGCGGUAAGGCUCAAGGAAUCUUGAAAGACCUAACUACAUAAUUAUCUUUUAAGUAGCUCUUUCUAUAGAGUGUUUUUCGUUUCUUGCCUUCCUUCAAGGCCAGUCCUCAUAAAAAGCAAGUCCAUAAGUAAGUGAUUUAUAGGAUUGCAGCCUCCCACACUCCCAGCAAGUUUACAGCUCACUUUUUCAUUAGGGGUGGAGGGAAGGCCUAACAUAUAUGGAACAAGAGUUUUUCUAGUAUUUCUAUAUAACACAUUUAAAAUUUCAGUGCUUCUAGCAGCAGUUUUUGCAACUGUCAACCAGGUUAAAACUAAAGCAGGAGCCACUCAAAAUAGUUGCAGAACCUCUGUUGAAAUUCUGGUUCUGUAUCUUCUGCCCUUAGUUUUGUCUUUGUGGAUUUAGCAGUUUAUCCUUGCUGUCCUGGGUUCUUAUCCUUCCUUGGAUUAAGCAAGAAUGGUUAACUGUCUGUCUGGCCUGAUGUGUAUAUGUAUGUAUAUGAAGAAGAAACAGCCAGCCAAAGGUAUAUGAUCUUUACUGGAGGAGGAAAGUCAAUAUGUAAUUUGUUGAUCACAUUUUCUGGUUCUUCUCCAAGGCAGAAAGCUCUGUAGCAGUGCUCAUACUCUACUGUGAGUCCUCUUUGUGCACAAAUCUAAUUUCAUAACUGCAUUUUUGUUUACUUAGGGUGAUAUAUGCAGUCUGUUGUGUUACCUUAAAGGUCUAGGCAGCUGUUGUGAAAUUAUUUUCUUACACACAGAUCACACGUAGAUUGGCAGUUUGCAACAUGGACUGGGAUCGACUGAAAGCUAAGGAUCUACUGGCUUUACUUAAUUCAUUUACACCUAAAGGUGGUUUUAUCUUUUCUGUAAAGGUAAGCACUUGUUUUCAACAGCAGCGUGCAAAUAAUGCAUAUUUGGGGAAGUGCGAAGGAAUCCACCUAUCUUUUUGCAAAUAGUUGCAACUGUGAGACUAGCAUGGGUUGUGCUGGAGAAAUUGUAAAUUGUGGUGUUUCAGUUGAAAUACUUGGUUAGACUUGCACUGAAGGUGUGGGAAGAGGUGUCAAAACUGUGGCCCUCCGUAUGUUACUAGACUACAACUCCUAUUAUCUCUCACUACUGCCCAUGUUGGCUGAGGCUGAUGGGACUUUGAAUUCCAACCACACCAGGAGGUCUAUAAGUUUGCCACUCCUAUAUUAGAGUAAGAUUACAAUUCUGCAGCACAGUUAGGUUCACUGAAUGCUCUUUUAACUGGACAGUAAAUGCAACCCCCCCCCCCUCUGGAAUCCAUAAGGAAUCCUUUAGUAUAGAACUCUGUGGAAAAUGUAUACUGGUGAGGCAUGAAAACAGAACACCAAAAGUUAAGACAUUUCUGCUGUUAAAGCAGUCUACCAUGAACUUCUGUCCAUGUCAGUUGAGCCUCAUGCAUAAAGACCUAUUCAUAGCGCAAUGUGAGUAGUGGAUUUCAUUGUAUAAAUCAUAGUUAAGGCAGAAGGGAAAGAUGGGGAAAUUUAUUAUUUAAAAUCUAAGCCCAAGCUGUUCUCAAGCCACUUAAUACUAUGUCACGCACCCUUUUUAUUGUUUCUAGAUCUAUCCUUCAGAGUUUGGGAAAGAGAGAAUGAAAGAGGAGGAAGUGAAUGGUCCAACUGAACUAUUAAGCCUUCCUGAAGAUGUCACAGAGAAUGACAGGUGUUUAACCCUGACAUACAAUAAUUCCCAUAUAUAUAAAAUUUUGCUGUUGAAAUCCAAUAAAUUGGGAAGGGUUAUUGUUUUUGUAUUAUGUACUGUGUUUUUAUAUUUUAAACCGCCCUGUGAUCCUCAAAUGAAGGGCAGUAUAUACUUCUAAUAAAUAUACUAAAUAAUAAAUAAACCCCUUUGAAAUCCUAGGAAGAAUUAAAGUUAGUAAUCAAUAUCAUAAUGAUUCUAGUUUAACAUACUUUUUUUCUAUUGGUAUCUCAUUCCAAAAACUUUGUCUUCACACCAAAGCAUUUGGGAUGUAGUGGACCUAACAUUAGUUUGGUUCACAUGUAACAGUAAGCAAUGGUUGGGUAUAAACCAUGGUUCACUGUGCAUACUGCCCUGUUGCUCCUACUCUGCUACAUCUUGCUUACAUCUGGGAGAAACAAGCCAAGAGCUUGGUGCUACAUGUGAAUCAGAACUCAAAGUUUGUUUUGCUCCUUGGCUUCCACUCAUGGUUUGUAUAGAGAAACAAACACAAGUUCUGGUUUGCAGGUAACACUAAGCCUCAUUGUUUGCUUCUUGUGGAGGCAGGCAAGGCUGACCAGUUGAGCAACUUGAACAUUACAGCUGCAUGUUGCAUUUGUGAUGGUGGAUGAUGAGCAGAAUGACCCUCGGGUAUCAAAGUGACAAGUAUUGACAUGAUACUGCACAAUGAAUUUCUACCACUAGAUGGAACCUUUCUCCCUCUGGGCGAACACUGCCAGUUUGCUGCUAUAGACAUGCCAUCAGUUCUAAAAGUCUGAAAAGGAAAAAAUUGCUAGUUUAAUUGUUACCAUAAUGCAGCUUUACCUUUGUUUAGCAUUUUCAACACAUUUGGUGCUUCAGAGAACACAAACAGCAUGGCCACUUUUGUUCAUUCAUUGCUUUCUGUUCUCAGACCGUAGGGCCCUUGGAACAAGUGCCAUGUAGAUAGAUAUACGGUGAUAUUAUAAUAAUGCUGAUAAGUAAUUGGGGAAAGUUAGGGGAUGUAAAUGCAUAUGUUUCUUAAAGCAGAGACAUAUCUGGCUUUCUCUGUAAACAGUGGCCGGUAGAAUUGUAUGGGGAGACCUAAACUAUUGCAUGUUGAUUUUUCUUUUUCAGUUCAUUUAGCCCAGAAUGCUUCAGUCUUGGUUCCUCAGAUGUUGCUGGACUUAACAGCUUCCAUCAUUCCCAUCCAGCCUAGCCAUCAGAGAUUAAUGAGAGUUGUAGUUCAACAAUAUCCAGGGAUCCAAGGCUGAAGAAGGCUGUAUUAGCGCUAAGUUCCUGACCAGCCGAUGAAUUUAAGAUCAUGCUCACUUCUGCAUAGGGCCACUCAUGCAUUGAUUUCUUACCAUGGUUUGGGUAACUAUUCAUUAGGAGGGAUUGGCAAACGGGGGACGGGAUUCAAAGUUUUUCACCAAUAGUUCGCUGUGUUCAGAGUACCUUUGAACUUCUUUGUCUCAAACGAAAGCUCCUGAUGCCACAAAACAAGAUGCUUUUGCAAAUCAAGGGUGUUUCAAGAGAUAUAGCAUGAGAGCUGCUGUUCAAAGGAAAAAAUGUAACAACAACCAUUUAUGUGUGAAUGCAAGCCCUUGGGUACAGCAAAAGUAACUCUCUUUAUAUCCUGGCCCAUGACUCUAGAGCAGGCUUCCUCAAACUCGGCCCUCCAGAUGUUUUUGGCCUGCAACUCCCAUGAUCCCUAGCUAGCAGGACCAGUGGUCAGGGAUGAUGGGAAUUGUAGUCUCAAAACAUCUGGAGGGCCGAGUUCGAGGAUGCCUGCUCUCGAGUAACCUUGCCCAACCUGGUGCCCUCCAGAUGCUGCUGGAUUCCAACUCCCAUCAUCCCUGACCAUUUCCCAUGCUGGCUGGGACUGGUGGGAGUCCAACAAUAUCAGGAGGCACCAGGCUAGUGAAGGCUGCUCUGGAGUAUCCAUAGUUGUGAAGGAACUCGGAUUCUAAAGUACAUCAGAACAUAUUCCUAGGGUCUAAGAUACAAAAUACCUUGCUAGCUCACUGAGUCCGGUAUUGUGGCACUAGUGUCUGAUAUUUGGUCAUAAUCAUGAAGAGUUUCAUAUGUUGUUGUAUACUCUUAUGCCACACAGCUGUGAGAACUGGAUUGCAGUAUAAUUGCUUCAUUGUUCCUUCAUUUUUUUAGCCUUACUUGAUUUAUCUCUCUCUCUCCUUUAAAGCAUUUAUAAGGAAAAACUGAGAGACUAUCAGUUCAAGCGACUGAAGUAUUUCUAUGCGGUUGUAGAGUGUGACACUCCCGAAACAGCCAACAAAAUUUAUGAAGAAUGUGAUGGAUUGGAAUUUGAAAGCAGUUGUUCUUUCGUGGACCUGAGGUAUUGUGGGGGGUUUUCUUUUCCUCCUGCGACAGCUUCGUGAAGAUGGUUAAUUGUUGUUAUUCUUUUUGAGAGAGGGUUCCUGAGACAGAAGUUGUUAACUUUUCCCUAGCAUCCCAGUAGUUUAUGACCAAGCUGAAUCUGAACUCAGAUUCCUCAAUUCCAGCUGAAACAUUCAAAUGUCUGACACACUCUGGCUCCCUUAUAUCUUGUUUUAAAGCACUGAAGCUACCUUUCCCACAGCAGACUGUGGCUUGCAUCUUUUGAAUAUUAGGGUGCUUUUUAACACAGUUAAAAUUGUGUUUUAAUGUUGCAUACAAAAUUGAAUUUACUUUUUUAGAGUGUCAUGCUCCUUCACUGUCAGUGUCAAUGCUAUAAGCAGAGAGCCAUGAAGUAUGUCCCUCCUAAGUUUCUCACACUCAUCACUGGAGUUGGUGAUGUUUUACUGGAUAUCGGGGAGAGUAAUUGCUUUGAAAGCGACUGAAAUGCUGAACAGUUUGACCAGAGGAUGGUUAAUUCACAACUCUCAGUGCUGAUGAUGAUAACUGGUCCUUUCUGUGGCAACUGCAGAGAGGUGGAGCUAUGGUUUUGUUUGUUAUUUUAGGUAUUUUUGUAGUUUUUAUACUGUAAACUACCCUGUGAUCCUUUUUUAAAUACAAAUUUUAAUUGGUUUUUAAACAAAUACAAUAAUCAUUAAACAUUUAACCAGCAAUACAGCUACCACCCUGUGAUCCUUGGAUGAAGGGUGAUAUAUAAAGUUAACUAAUAAAUAAAAUAAACUGAACUUCACCUUAAACAUACUUAGCUACCUUUUAAAAAGAGUCACACCAAUGGUCUGUUGUAACUCAGUAUAGUCUGCUAUUCUGUCUGGCCGUGUGCCUCCAGGGUCUCAUUGACAGGUCUUUUCCAGCUCUGCUUCCCAAGAUUCUGGAGGUCCCGGGGAUUGAAUUUGGGAUUUUUCACAUCCAGCAUCUGUGCUCUUCCACUAAGCUAUUGCCUCUUUGCUGGCUUCCUACCCUUCGAGGCCUUGUGAGUUACAGGUUCAGCAACAGUAAUUGGGGUGUCACCAUUUUUUCAGUGGGGUUAAACUGGAGCUGACUAGACAUUCCCUGUGCUGAGUGAAAUGUAACACUUUUGACUGACCUCUUCACCCAAACCAUGGACUGAACAACAACUGUUUUCUAAUAUAUCUAAUAACAGCUAAUACUAAUUAAGAGAGAGGCUGGGCCUAUCAACAUUUGUUCCUUUGAAGCCUCCUUGUAUCUGUUUUAAUAACAAUUCCUUUUCUUUUCGGCUUUUAAGAUUCAUUCCAGAUGAUGUGACAUUUGAUGACGAGCCAAAGGAUGUGGCCUCAGAAGUGGACUCUUAUAAACCAAAGUACUUCACAUCUGCUGCUGUGUCGACUUCAAAGGUACCUUAACAGUGUUUUUGUAGCCCUUUGGAACUUGUUUAGUUUUUCGAGUUCUUAAUUUGUAAAGAUUGUAAAUACAGCAGUGAUCACACUGUAGAUAGAAAGGCAGGAAUGAUCCAUUUUGUGUUGAUGCAGUUAUCAUACGCGGAGUUCUCAUGUAUUAUCUUCCUGGGGACUUGUGCACUGGAUUUCUGUGGGUUCAUGACCUUGCUCGGUGUGUGUGUGUGUGCUUUUGGCAGUGUUGAUUGGGAGUUUUCUUUUUUAAAAAGCUUAAAAUGCAUUCUGUAUAGCCUUUUUUUCUCUUGUGCUAGCUGUGUUUAAUGUGCCUGUUGAAUUUGUAUUACUCCAAACACGUUAGUCACAUCUUUUAAACAUCUGAUUAACAUGUUCUUCCACUUCAGGAAAAAAAUGGAUACAGACAUUUUUUUCCAAAGAAUUUGUGUAAAUUUGUAUACAGAGUCAUUUUUUCUAAGCACUCUGUUUUUCUCUCUUUGUAACCAAUCAUUUGUUGCACACAUCAGUCUCCACGUAUAUAUAUUUAAAAUUGUGUGUGUAGUACAAGUGGAAAAAAAUACCUUUCAUUGCCGGAAAGUUUGCAUUUGAAAUUUUGUAAAUCCUGGAACAAAGGUGACACAUAGCUGAUGCUUGUUGCAAAGCAUGUUCUGAAUACAAUUGCAUUUGUAUGUUAGGAGCUCAGGGUUAGGAACUCAGAAUCUUAAGUCCAGUGCUCUAACCCUGUUGCCACAUUGGCUGUUGCUAAAAUCACAGAGCCUUAUGGAUUCUGUGUUGACUUUAAAAGUGAUCUGUUUUGUUUCACAAUCAACCAGAACAUUCUAGGAGAGAAAUCUCACUUCUAAACUUCAUUUUACAUAUACCAAAUAGCAUGAGAAUACAUCUUUUGCUUCACCUCUGAUAUACCCAUUUCAUGUUUUAUGACCCCGUUUUCACCCCGUCUCCUGUGGUUUAUGGUAUUUGCUGUGUAUUUCCAUAAACCACUGCAUUCCAGUAUAAUUGAACAAAAACAUAAGUAACUCUUAACUCUGAACAGGGAACAUGUCAAACAAAAAAUACCAAUAUAUCAACAUAAUAAGUUCUGGUACUGGCAUAAAGGACUUCAAAUGCAAUACAUGAAAAGAAUAGCAUAGACAGUCUCUGAAUUUAAACAGGACUGUGUCAGGAAUUUAGACACUCUAGCGGGAACCAUGUGAAUAAAUGCAAAAGUAGUAAACUGAGCCCUACUCUACACCCUGCUAAAACCGUAGGACAGGAUGAUGGUGAUAAUGAUAAUGUCCACCACUACUGCCAAUCAGGACAAUAUCCAAGAAUAAAAUAUAUUUUUAGGAUUCAAAUUACUUCUCCUUUCUUUCAAAGGAAGUUUCUUUGGCAAGGCAGUAAACACUUAAUCCAUGCACAGAGUGCUGACCAGGUCAUAAAACAACACUUAGAAACCACUAGCUCUUCAGUUUUUAAUAUUUCAUUUGCAGUUGGAACUAAAUUUCUGGGGGUUUCUCUCCAGCCCUUGCUCAUUUGUCUUUACAUAUUUUCUUUUCUCCCCAGUCUCGUCACUGCCGCUUUUCACUUGUGUAAAAUCAUGGACAUACUGGGGAAUGGGGCUGUUCUGAAAUCCCUUCAGAGUGCAGCAAGAAAUGCUGACAGCCAUAAAUUUUAAUUCUGAAUAUGAAGGUUGAGUCUUUGUUGUGGUCUAGCGUGAGGAUUGAGUUUGUUUUAAGCCAGUCUUUAUAUGUAUAUGCAUACACGUGUGCGACUUGAAGGUAAAGCACAAUAUUUUUUCCGUCUUAAGGUGGACAUCACGUGGGAUGAGACAGAUCAUGAGAGAGUGACUUCCCUCAGCCGAACAUUUAAAAAAGAUGAACUUCUGGACAUGGACUUCCAAGCAUACUUGGCUUCAUCAAGUGAGGAAGAGGAGGAAGAACAGCAAGGUACUUGCAUUUCUGAAGGUUCAGUGUUAUUAUUAUUAUUAUUAAUAAUAAUAAUAAUAAUAAUAAUUUAUUGCUUAUACCCAGCCACUCUGGGCGGCUUCCAACAGGAGAUUAAAAAUACAUUAAAACAUCAGUCAUUAAAAAACUUCCCUAAACAGGGCUGCCUUCAGAUGUAUUCUAAACGUCAUAUAGUUGUUUAAUCCUUUGACGUCUGAUAGGAGGGCUUUCCACAGGGCAGGAGCCACUACCGAGAAGCCUGGUUCCCUGUAACUUUGCUUCUCGCAGUGAGGGGGAACCACCAGAAGGCCCUCGGAGCUGGACCUCAGUGUCCGGGCUGAACAAUGGGGGUGGAGACACGCCUUAAGGUAUACUGGGCCAAGGCUGUUUAGGGCUUUAAAGGUCAGCACCAACACUUUGAAUUGUGCUCAGAAACGUACUGGGAACCAAGCAAGUUAAGCAUGGAUAGGGAACCAGAUCCUUAUUUCCCCACCCCUGGAGGGGCAAAUUUGACAGGUGGCUGAGACCGAACAAUUUGUAUUAACCAUCAUUCUGUAAACAAGGUUUUGGAGUUUUGUGUGUGGUUGGAAUAUGUUUUCUUUGAUCCUUGGGAACAAUUGAAUUGCUGCAGCUCUGGCUAGUGUUACCGUUCAUGGAAAUGUUUCUUUUUCUUGGAAUUGGGUUCCUGAAAUCGUGCAGUUGUAGAGAAACUUAAUAUUCUGUGGGUUGUGAAGACUGAGCCUUGUCAGCUGAUGUGUGCAUUUGUGGAUAACAUUUGGUAUGCAUCUUACAGGCUUGAGCCCUUUACUGGUGCAUUAGUGAUCCAUCUUUCUCUACUUCCUCAAGGAUGAUAGAGAAAGUGUGGUGAGAACUUUAAAUCUUCUGCCAUUCUUACAAAGUGUGUGUCUGAACCCACAUGUGUAUCCAGCACUCACAUGUACUCUUGUGCACACACCCAAUAGAUUUAGGGACUUUUGCUGCAGUUAAAACAUGCAUCCAUUAUGAAUAUGCAUUUCUAACCUUAACCAAAUGCCUAGAAGAAGUUCAUGCAGUAGGAAAUAAAUAAGGAUAGAUUUAUUACUUGGAAUAAAAGUGACAAGCAUGCAUGGAUGCUGUUUUCAAACAGCGAAGUUACAGAUAAAAGUGGGCAGCAAAUCACACAACACUCUUCAAAGAGUAACAGGAUCCCUAUCAACAGCCUAGAGAUAGUGAGUGUGACAAUUUGCCACAGUGCCCACAUGAAAAGUAAAGGCAAGGAAGGGUAUACUUGCCCUGGAGAGGGUGGAACCCAAGUCAUGGAAUCAGAGGGCUGUGACAGUUCUGCUUUCCCCAUCAAUAUCCUGUACCAGGAAGGCUCCAAUGUCUCUCUCACUGAUUCCUUGGUCUGGGGACCCAUGAAGGAUAGGGCUUAUACUUGAGAGUGUGGAGUGAAAAGAGGGUCCCUGUUGAGCUUUUGAGCUACCCGGCCAUUGGAAAGCUGGCGUUUUUAAGUACUAAGCUAAUAUAUGCUUAUGGGGAAGAGAUGAUUUUAACAUCUUCAUUCCUGUGUGCCACUGUUUAUUUCCUACAAGUUCCUGUCUGUUUGCUGUUUGUUUACCUUGCCUAGUUUGCGGUUCAAAAGGCAUGGCCCUAGGGAUAAAUGACUAAAUUGGUUAUCUUGCAUGCUUCCUGAACCCUAAGUUUACCUUCAAAGGAAGAUUCUGUUGUCUAUGUAGAAACCCUUCUUUCCUACAGGAGGUGAUAAUUAAUCUUUGCUGGUAACAAAGAACUAGUGUUCUGAUCUUUACAUUAAGUGUUAGGAGAGCAGAAUAUUUACUUAUAACUUCCAGGUCACAUUAGGAUAAGGACUAGUACCCCAUAAUGGGGUUCUCUUUUUAUAUCCAGUUAUGUCAUCUAUACUGAUGCCACGAUCUGUGGAAGUCAGGCAUGUAAAAAUUUCAGAGUGGCACACACCAUUACACCAAAGGGCUGUCACUUUGAUUUUUAAUACAGAGAAACCCAAAAUAUAGCUGAAAGGUACUUAGUUUGAUUGCCCAUAUAACUUUUUUAAGCAUUGUAAUGGGACUUUGAUAUUCCCAUAUAUUUUCCCCCCAGUUAUUUCAGUGAGUUUUUGAUGUACUGAUCUAUAUGGUAUACAGAGGGAACUAAUUGUAUUAUGUGGAGUGUGUGCACGCAUGAAAUAAACAAGCAAAUGGGAUAUCACUUGGAAACUGAUAGAGUAACAUCCCAGUUACUCAGUGAACAUAUAAGCCAGCAAUACUUCCGUUUUCUAUUUAUUCCGUACAAUUUAUCACAGCUGCAUCACAAUGCAGAAAGAAUACUUUCAAUCUACUAUUGUUGAUUAUUGCUCCAGAAAAUGUCUUAUUUUUAUUGCAUUAUGUAUUCAUUGUGAUCUCCAGGCUACAUGAAAGUACACUGUAGUUAAAAAAGGUGGUUUAAACUGUGUCACCAGACCAAAGACUUUUUGGUGUAUUUCCAGUUUGGAAAGUUCUUGAAUUUAAUUAUGUUUUCAGAAAGAAGCUUUUAAUAGAAAAAUACACAGCCAUUUCCUUAACAUGAUCCUGAUGUUUUAUUCAUUGAUUUACUGGGUACAUGACAGAAUUCUAGCCAGUGUGUUUAUUGUGGCAUUAAGCACAAACAGGGGGAAAAUGAAUUUCAGCUGUUAGAAUAGAAAUGUAAAAAGUGUGAUCAGAUGAGAAGAAUAUUCUGUGCUUCUUACUCUCUUCUAUAUAUUUAUUAAGAGGUUUAUGCAGUCAUUCCAUUUCAUCUUGGUUUGCUGUGCUUUAUAAAUAUUUUCCCCCCAAAGGAUAAACUGAAUUUUGAUUAAAUUUAAGAAUGCAGUUAUUGAGGAAAAUCUGUGUUAGCUUUCCACAAGGUGGAGCUGGUGAAAAGUGUUUCUGACUACUAUUCAUUUCCAAAUACAAUACCUAUUUAAAUUCAGGGUAAUUGACAGUAGCUCAGUGAUAUGGUAUGCUCUGCGUGCAAAAGGUCCCAGUAUAAAAUCCGGAAGAGCCAUUCUGUCAGUACAGACUAUGGCUGGGGAACCUGUGGCUCUCCAGAUGUUGACGAACUACAUCAUCUAUCAUCCCUGACCAUUCUGGCUGGGGUUGAUGGAAACUGGGAGUCCAACAACAUCUGGAAGGCCUCAGAUUCCACAUCCCUGGUGUAUUAUGCUUAAGAUGAGCCGUCUCUCCUUUUUAGACUUCUAUACCUAUUUAUUGGAAGUUCCUCUUUUUCUCUUUUCUUUUAAAGAUUUUGGUGUAAAGCACACAACAGACAGCGAUAAACAUAAGCAACACUCCAAAGAUGAUGAAGAGCAAAUAGCAAAGUACAGAGAACUACUUAGGAGUAUCCAGGAAAAAGAAAAGAAACAUCAAGAAACUGAUAUGGAAAUGGAAAUCAAAUGGGUUCCAGGUAGAUGGCUUAUACUAUUUGCAGUGUUCUUUAAUCCCCUUUCUCUUUUUUAAUACUGACCAGCUUAAAUUCAGCAAUAGAAAUAUGUAAGUUCCAAGUUAUUCUUUCAAAAGGUACUGAAAUAUUUUUUCAAAGCUAACAUUUCUUUCACUCUUUUUCUCUGUCUUUUGGGGCUUAUUUUUGGCUGAGCUUCGAACCACUGUUUAGGGGAAAUAAUAUUAGGGGUUGGUGAGCUGCUGAAAAAUACUCCUUGACUAUUAUAUUUGUGGCCUUGAGGUUUUCCCCACCCCACAAGAAAGAUGGAGUUGCCAGCUAUGACCCAAAGUGGGGCUUUGUGCCUUUAAUAUGCAAAUGGGAGAGAGUUGCCAUGGAGGCACGGUGGUGUUUCAUUUUUCAAAAUGGCAGCUGCCAAAUGCCUCCACAUACAAAUGCAGCCCUUUGCUUCUUCUACCUCCUUAGUAUUCGUCACUCCACCCCUGUUGAAGGUAGGAGUUGAGUCCUGAGUGUAGCAUGCACACCCAAUGUUAAUCCAUGUCUUCUGAUUGAAAACCAUGCACAGGUCACUUUCAGCUGCUCUCUUUUGACUGUGGCUUCUAAAAAGCACGGUGUUCUUACACUGCAAAUUGAAAUGAAGAAAGGUCCCUCUGCAAACCUCCAGGCAGAAAGUUUGCGACAGGGUGAAUAAAAUCUCCUUGUUCUCUCCGCCCGCCCUGCUCCCCCCCGCCCCCCCGGUCUGUCCUCUCCAGUCUCCAAAUCCUAUGGGAUGCUAAUGCAAUAAAUGGCUUGCAUUAUGAAGCAGCCACUCUGUGGCAUCUGUCAAAACCGGUUUUUAGACAAGGGCAGUUUCCAUGUGAGUUGGGAACGUCUUAACACAAGGACUUUCACAGCCAGUCUCAUGUGGAGAAAAAGAAGGAAGGGGAAUGAACAGUGCCUGUUAGUUCUCCACACUCCAUGUCUGGGUUCUGUUCUUGUUUAUUUAUUAAGAGAUUUAUAUCUUGCCCUUCAUCAAAGGUAUUUCUGUCUUUGCAGUGGCUCACAAACCAUGAAAACAUGGUCCACAGUGUGCUUCUCUGCAGUGGUGGUUUGCCGUGGGGAGGCUCUGCAGUUCAUUAUCUUCAACAGUUCCACUGAAUUUUCAGUAUUAAGUGUUAAAUAAGAAAGUUUUGUGACUGUAUGUGUGCAUUUUUAAAUCGAUGAACGUAGGGAUAAUUGUGCUUCCUUCAGCCUCUAAGUAUAUGUUCUGUUGGCUCUAAACAGCUCAUUUUAUUGCUUACGCUUUGUAUAUUGUCACCCCUUAGACAAUCACAUUUGUUCUUGGAAAGUUAUUUGGCUGGCUGUUUCUAAGACAAUCUAAUCUGUGGAGGAAGUUCAAUCCCUUUCUGGUUUCAUGAAAAGGCUGUUCCUUCCACUCCAACUUUUCCAGAUGGAGCAAUUGAUUUUAUUUUCUAGGCAGUUGAUUAAGAAAUCUGGAAAACUCAUUCAGUUUAUUUAUUUUCAUUUGAAGUAUUUAUAUCUGUCCGUCAAUCCAGCGAUCUCAUUCUGGGUAGUAGUCACUCAAUAAAACAACCACAGAAAGGUGAUAAAGAUCACAAUAGUACAUUUUUAAAAAACCACUAUUUGCAUAUAUCUCACAUGAACAAACAUAUCAGACUGUUUCCAAAAUUAUUAACAGCUAUCUUUGCCCUGGCCUUUGACAUCUCGGAUAUCUUCUUAUGGGAGCCACUUCAUUCUCUUGGCUGUAAUUUCUUUUAGCUGAUUUUGAUAUUGCAUUUUAAAAAUUGUUGUAACCUUCUGUGGGACCAUAUGAUGAAGGGUGGGAAAUACUGUUACUACUAAUAACAUUAGUACUGCUAAUAAUAAUAACAACAAUAAUAUUUUAGUAUAUUUGCAGUUGCCAGAAUAUGUCUUAUAUAGGGAUAGUACAUGAUCUCAACGGAGCUCUUUCUCCCAUCAUGUCCAUUCAGUAAAAAAUAUAAUUAAAGGGACAUGAUAGUUUUGGUCUUAGGUGAAAAGGCAGUGUGUCCUCCUGGAUGACAGAAUUAUUUUUCCCUGUGCUGGAAAAAGCAUUACACUGCUAGCACAUCACGACACGCAGUGUUUAAGGUUCUGUUUAGAAAAACAGGAAUUGUAGCUGUAGCAGUUAAACCUGGAAAAGGAAGUUUUGGCUGUGCAUGCAGUUCCAUCAUUUAUGGGUAAAUGAUCUCUUCUAACCUCUUUUAAGAUUUUUAAAAAAUUACUUGUUUCUAAGCUAAACCUUAGAAAUGGAGAUCUGGCCCUCUGUUUAAUGGCCAUUAUAAAGAACUGUGUGUGUUGGUUCAUAUGUAACACCAAACCUUGCUGGUUUGAAGUCUUGGUUUGCAGGGUCAUUGCAAACCAUAGUUUGUCAGUUCAGGUGUAACAGCAAACUGGUUUGCACUAAACUAUGUUUAGUAUCAAACCAUGGUUUGGCAUUAUGUCCAAACAGAGUGUGCAUGUGUGUAAAUGUAAAAUAGUGCACUCUUGGAUUGAAAGUUGCUACACACUACCAGCUUCAGCUCUCCAUUUUGGAGGCGCUCAGCCUUCGGGAGCAGAUUCUCAGGGGUACAAGGGGCUUGCAGGAAGCUGGACAAGAAAGCCCAAGAGUGUGUGUAGAAGAUAAUACAUUUAAUGAUAGGUAACUUGAAUUUUAGAAGAAAUUGAUUUAUGCUCUUUUCUAGUCUCUUGUAACUCAAGUAGUAUGCUUUCCCAUGGGAUGUGGGUUUUUUGGUUUUUUGGCCUUAUGAAGUCGUCAUUGGAUGGGGCUGGGGGAGGAGGAUGUUUCUUUCAAUCAAACAUUUCAAUAUGAUAUGCAACUUUUUCUAGCUGUUGACAGGUCUGGGAAUGCUACCCUUAAAGAUUUCUUCUUGUGCACAAAGAUGACGAAAGGGAACUAGAGAGAUGACAAUCUUAAGUUAGUGGGCUGAUGAUUUCAGCUCCCUCUGGGAGUAUACACUGGUAGACGAUAGCAACAUCAUCUUCUUUUGAUCUUUCUGUUCUUGCAGCUGCUAAUGAAAAUUAAUAUACGAAGAACUUGAUAAAUUCUGUCUGCCUAUCUAUUCUGACUAAUUUGCACUUAAUUUUAGUAAUAACCACUUUAUUUAAAUUUCUCUGAUUUUUCUAAACUAAUUCUUAAAUAACUGAAUUAGUGCUUUGAAUCUUGGAUUUCCUGUUAUACCAGAAGCCUUCUGUCUCUCAUUUAUCUAUUGUCCAGUCUAGCCCAAGUAACUGUAAAAGUAUAAUAAACAAAUAGACCUAACCUUCAAAGUGUGAUAAAUGCAUACUAAAGCACCAUCAAGCAAAUGGAUAAAUUAAAAACAACAAAGCAGAUUAAAUAAUUUUAGCAGCCUGCAUAUAGAUCUGUUGUUAACUGUCAAGAGCAGCUCUUUAAUUUGUGCCUGGAUGACAAGGGGUAGGUGUCCAUCAGUGCAGUCUCCAGAGCCAUGGCUUCUCAAACGUUUUGGGUGGCAGAGCAUUUUUCAAGAAAAAAAUUAGUAUGGAGCACUAUCAUCACCCUUAUGCCACCCUUAUGAAGGGUGCCAUCCACCCUUAUGUGGAUUUUUUGCUGUUUUUACCUAACUGUAUUUUUCAAGUUGUUAGUCUCUUAUCUAGAGCACUUGCAUUUUUGCCAAGCCAAUCAGAAGUGGGCUUCCACAGUUUCUGAGCACAGCCCCAAAUAGAGCCAACCAGCUGGCCUUGAAAUGAAAUAUAAUGUGAAACACAAUUUCUAGAUGUCGAACAAGCAAAAAGGAUUGCAGUUCUUCCCAGCUGGAGUAGAGGAAGGCCAAUCUUGGCUACAGUUGCAGUUGGAGCUUCCAGAUUCAACUGCACAUCCAGGAGCACUUCAAGACUAUUGAUGGAGGACAAGAAAAGCUCCAUCUCAGUUGUUAGGGAUGCCCCUUGCCAUAUUCAUUGUCCAUUUUUCUACAGUACAAAAACUGCUGGAACUGGGGGAGGGAGAAAGUGUGCACACUAGGUGUUAACUCCAUAUUAGAGACUCCAGCCUUUCAUAAUGGCACCACACACACAUAUAUAUAUCUAGAUAGAAAGCUAGAUAGAAUAGAUAAGGUGCUGAGAUGGCAUUUUGCAGAAUUCCACAAAGGAACGUCCUGGAGAGACAGAGAAAUGUUGCUUGUCACUACCCACUGAGACAUUGCCGCUAAGUAAGAAUGAAGCCCCUUCUCUCUAAUCCCUCAGUUGGCUCACCAGUAGUAUUUUCUGAUUUGCUAUUUGGACAGUAGCUUCAUGCGGGUGUGAUGUUUAUCUGCCUCCAGAUUUUCAGAUACAGGUAUUGAGCUAACUUGGCUACAUGUAUUUUUCUGGUUGACCUCAGGACUUAAAGAAAGCGCUGAAGAAAUGGUAAGAAACAAGUUGGAAGGGAAGGAUGCGCUGACACCAUGGGAACAGUUUCUGGAUAAGAAGAAAGAGAAAAGGAAACUGAAGAAAAAACAGAAGGUAGUAAAAACUUUAAUCAAGUGCCUGACAAAUUUACUUUCUUUAGGGGAACCCUUUUCCAGGGUAACUCAUCUGUCAAGAAAUGCCUGCAGAUAUAGCUUGGAAAGCCAGCACACCCUUGGGGCUGCUCAAUGCAAGAGGAGAUUAGUAACAGUGGACGCAAUCUUGUCUUCCGAGAAACUUUAUAUUAAUUAAUUUAUAAUUUUUCUACCAUAGCCUUCAAAAAAUGAUUUCCAGAGCGGCUGCGGACAUUGUACAGCAAAAACUAAUGUUAUAAAAUAACAAAAGUAAAAGCAGCAGCUUAAAAAGCAAACAUAAAUGCCAGUUGAACUCAGAGAGAGCAUUUCACAAGCAAGUUGGCAUCGCUGAAAAGGCUCAGCCCCUUUGCCAUUCACUACAUCUCAGCUAGCGGAGGCAGGCAUGUUGAGGAGAGCGUCUGGUACUGUCUUGCUGUACUGGCAGGUUCAUGUGGAAUCUUUCUCACUGUUGCUGAGGAACCCCUGAUAAAAGCCUCAAAGGAACCAUGAGUUCCCUGGAACACAGCUUUACAACUUGUGUUCUAUUCCUCUUAGAUACAUUAUUUUCGAAGUGCUUUAACAGAAAGCUUGAGAGUAGGCAAGUGAUUGAUCAAGGUAGCACUAAGUCAUAACAGGCCUGAGCGCUUUUCAUUGCCUUUGGCAGCCAUGGGAUUUUUUUUUUUUUAAAGUUGUGAUUAAAGGAAAAUAAGUGUAUUAGCCUAUCCAGAAAAUCCUCCUUUGAUCCUGUGUCCUUGAUAAGUUCUGCAUUGCUAAAGGGAAUGGUCAUUCUUGCUGAAAUGUCAUGUUGGAGCUGCCAAGCCUUGGAUGAGAAUUGUAGCUUUGUCCAAAGUCUUAAGUGGUGAGCAAAUUUUGCCUGCAGAAUUUUAAAAGCGUAUCUCUAACGCUGGGAAAGUCUUCAAAGAAAUAUACAUUUUGGGUUUCUUUUGGAAAACUAAUGGCAGUGUCCCCAUGAUGAUAGACUUUUCUUCAUUGUUCCUCUAAAGUCAACAAGAGGGGUGCCAGACAUUGCUUAAUUUUGAGGCUGGCCUUUUAUUACUCUGAGAGUGUUGACUCCAUAUGGAUGUCCAUUAUUUCUGAAUAUGUCAGCCAAGGAAUUCUGUUGAACAGACAACUGUGCUUCGGAGUACAUUUAUUCUGGAGAUGCUGAUCUCACAAUUCUAAUAGGUUAUUUUUUGGUAAGGCGUUUCUGUGUUGGAUCAGCGAUUGUUGAAAAUGUAGCAUUUGCCCAAGACAUUGCUCACAUGGUUAUGACUUUGGGUUCAAUGUCUUUAUUCAUUGAUUCAUUGAUUGGUUCAUUGAUUCUUUUUCUUGUUUGCCUCAUUGAAUCCUAAUUAUUUGCUUUAUCGCAUUAAUAACCUGCACUUCCUGCAAGGAAGAACAAGGCAUUAUAGAGAGAUUGCAUCAUAUUAUCCUCAGGCUAAGAGAUUGUGAUUUCCUUUUUAGCCCACACAUUGAUCUUUAAGAUCAAGUGUGAAGUUGCACCCGAAUUUCUCAUAUCUACACUUGAUAACACACCCACUGCACUGUAUUGCUUUACUCUUCCAUAUAUUCUCUUUGUAAUUAUCCUAAACGUAAGUCAAAUGAUGUCUGUCUCCAGGUACUCUCUAAAGAGUGGUCUGGGAAUCUUUGGCCUUCCAGAGGUUGCUGAACUAUUAGCCAUGCUUGCUGGGCUGUUUGGAGUUGUAGUUCAGCAACAUCUGGAGGGCCAAAGGUUCCCCACACAUGCUGCAAAGAAGACUUCUGCUACAAAUGCUUUCUCCAGGGAAACUAUUGCUAAAGGUCCCGGCUUUGGUAAUACUUACCUUCCAGCUCUAUCCAGCUAGCAGUGGCUUCUAUACAGAAAGGUACAGUGGGUGCUAUUUGUUUAGGAACAAUUGUUGAUCACUAGGAGAAGGUUAGUAACAAAUGGUACCUCUUGUAUGAGGCAGCUGAAAGAUAGAUGUGUUCUUGCAAACACAUUACAGUGGUACCUCGGGUUACAUAUGCUUCAGGUUACAUCCGCUUCAGGUUACAGACUCUGCUAACCCAGAAAUAGUACCUCAGGUUAAGAACUUUGCUUCAGGAUGAGAACAGAAAUUGUGCAGCAGCAGCGGGAGGCCCCAUUAGCUAAAGUGGUGCUUCAGGUUAAGAACAGUUUCAGGUUAAGAACGGACCUCCGGAACGAAUUAAGUACAUAACCAGAGGUACCACUGUAGUUGUUUGUCUACUGCACGGCAGCUGCUCACUGUUGAAGGGUUCUGAGGAAGGGAGAAAGAGCUAUUCUCCAUGAUACCAAUCACCCAAAAGUUAAUAAAGCAUUGAAAUUUGUGUAUGUGUUCAUGUAAUCGUUAAUGAAGCCCAUAUUGAUGCCUACAGUCCUAUAGUGGCUUUGAUUUCGGUGAAAGCAGCCAUCUUAAAUCACUUUCCUCCUGUGUUGUAAAUAUCCACCCUGAGGUUACUCCUUGAAACUUUUAUUUGGAAACUUUGUGUUUGUAUAUUAUAUUUACUUGUAUUACUAAUGCACUGCUGGUGUUUAGUAACUGAAAUGCAAUGUGUUUUGUUUCAGGCCGCUGCUGACGAAACAGUAACGGAAGAUGAAUGCCCAUCUGAUGUUGAUUUGAACGACCCAUACUUUGCUGAGGAACUUGGGAAAGCAGGUUAGAUGUCAUUUAUUGUGAAAGGUGGUCAAGUAGAUAUCAUGUACUAAGAUUUUCAUAGAAAUGUUGACAAAUUCCCUUUCCAAAGGCUCCUAAAGAUCCUUCAGUCAUAAGAUGUGAUGAUGAACCCUUAGGAAUCUAACCAUGCUUGCUGAUGAGGCUCUAAAUGGAUUGCAACUCUGCAGCAGAAUACUUUUGGUUCAUUUUAGAAUGUCAGAUCAGCAUGUCAUGGGGAAAAAGUGGCAAAUGCAUUUUCCAGUACUGUGGUACCUCGGGUUACAGAUGCUUCAGGUUACAGACGCGUCAGGUUACAGACUCCACUAACCCAGAAAUAGUACCUCGGGUUAAGAACUUUGCUUCAGGAUGAGAACAGAAAUCGCAUGCCGGUGGCGCAGCAGCAGUGGGAGGCCCCAUUAGCUAAAGUAGUACCUCAGGUUAAGAACAGUUUCAGGUUAAGAACGGACCUCCAGAACGAAUUAAGUUCUUAACCAGACGUACCACUAUAUAUAAUAAGUUUUUGCCACACUUUUGGUGUCAGAAAGAAUAUUGAAAACAGAAAAAGUUAUAGGAAAGAGCAACUAAAACGAUCAGUGGAUGGGUUGUAUUUUUGCUUAGGUGGUGGUUAAGAAAUCGAGGCAUUUAUAGGAAAUUCUAAACUGAGAAGAGCUAGAGAAACUAGGCAGAGGAAAUCCUUGAGAGUCAGGCAGCAUUAGUAGGACAGGUACAAACAAAAAUAAUACUUAGAAGCUACUUCCUUUGUAAUGUGUCCUGCUAGAGUGGCUGCCCAGUGAAGCAUGAGAGAAGGAAUAUCACCAGGAUGGGAGGAGCAGGAACACUGAGUAGUUGUCAUUUGCCUAUAGUGGGAGAAUUUUAGUUCUUUUGAAGGGGAGAUGUUAGGGAAGAAUGUAGCCUCCAGGUCAUCUGGCAAACUGAUAAAAUACUAUUUUUAGGAAGCUAAAACAUCACACAAGGAGAGCCCCAGUAUUUCUCCCACCCUAGCAUCAAAAUUCAGUAUAAUUUUCCUUAGUGAGUGAAAUGGCUUCUCUCCCCCAUGCCCACGGCUAAAUUGUGUUGCUUGAGUUUCCUUUACGAUUUGAUCAGCUCCCACCUGUUAGCCUACUUAUGUGUCUUCUGUCAAGCGAGUUGGGGUAUGGGAUUUUGCCUUCUGCUUUGUAGAAAUAGAGCAUGAUAUAAUGGCAAUAUGGGAAAUAUCUCCUAGUCCACCUCUCUUCUAAAGACCCCACCCCUGAAUUCUAGACCACCGUCUAGGGAAAUAAAACAGGAGGAGAAUUCACAGCUAAGUAAAUUCUUAUGUUCCUUCAACAUUGAGAAAAAUAAACUAUAUAUACCCUUCUGCAGUCGAUAGGUGGUUGUACUGUACUAUGUUACAUUAAAGUAACCAUUGUAGAACUGAUCCUUACUGAAAUAGUUCCUGUCAAUGAAAGCCACCAUAUUUCAAAUAGCUAUUUCUGGAGUCCCUAGCAAGAUUUAUAACUUCCUUUUGAAAAGCAUUCCUCCAUGCUGCUUCCAUAAGCUUCUUUGGAAAAUGCCCCCAAGGUUCUAAAGCAGUUUUCCCAGGGGGUGGCUUACAAUUUAAAACAAGUCGAAUCCCUAUUAAACAGCCAAGUUAACUCAGACAGCUCUCCAGAUUGUCGCUGAAAGUUUUGGGGCAACUGCAGAUCUUUUCCUUAGUAUGUUCCUAAAUGCCCUAACCAACACCCAUUGAGUUUUAUGAAACUAAGUGUUGUAGCUGGAAUUUAAGCACAUAUAUGCAGCUAAUAAUUCAAGUAAUGCAUUUUGUGUCUCUCUCUAACAAUGUUUUAAAGGUUUCAUUUAAUGUUCAAAUGCGUUUUAAGGUUUUAAAAAGCAAUCUGCUGGCUGUGGAACAUCAAGUAAAAUAACAAAUUGCUACAACUGAGCCUGGCUCCAAGGCAUUGCUAUAAAAUACUUUCAUGACUGUUCCAACCUGAUUAUUAACUUUUCAGUAGUGAAUUUAUUUUUUCAGCAAAAGACAAAAUGCAUAUUUCCUACUGGCCGAUGAUGGAAAACAAAUUGAGAGCAAUUGGGUCUGAUUGGCCUAUAAAACAAAGUUCAUACAAACUGCAGGGGAUUGUUACUGUUACGAACACAUAAUAUAUUCUGUGUUUUAUCAUACCUGAACAGUUUUUUAUAAGAUGAUUGAUUUGAUUGUUGUUCUCUUUUGAUUCCUGGAAACCAAGUCUGGAGACACAUGCAGCAUUGUGGUUUGCUUGUUUCAAAAUGUUUCAUGCCAUAGGCAACUUUGACAGAAAAACAUAUUUCUUUGGGGAAUUGGUUAGAAUGAGUUCUGUACAUGGGGCAGAAAAAGAUCAGCUUUUACGUAAUGUAUACUGCACAUAAUUUUAGAGGGGUGCCCCUUUCAUAUGCUGCCUGGAGCGUGAUUUGGGUUCUUCUUAAUCGUAUGACUGUGUUCACCUGUAAUAAUUAGUCAGACUUCCUUGUGCUCACUGCCCAGUCACUCUCACUUUAACUGGCAUGAGUGACAUAAAGAAACCAGGAAUCCUUUGAUUCCUGUUUUGCCUGACCAAAGGAUCAUGGGUGGGUUGUUACUCCCUAACAAAGCAUGAUCACUAGCCAACCUGAAACCAUAGUUUGUUGUGGACUUGGUAAACAUGACUUGCUAGGGAACAGUAAACUCCAUUGCUUGGUUCAGAGAUAAUAGGGAGCCAGGGUUUCUUAAAACUUAUAGCUUUAUUGUUUAACCUGCUCGCACUAGGGGAGGAGAUAAACUGGAACAAUCAGGCAGCACACAUCCUGCUUGUUUCAGAUAAACCACAUUAAGCCAGAAAGUCUCACUUAUUGUUAUGUGUCAAUGCAGCUUGUAUGUGGCAAACUUCGUAUUUUAAAAGCUUGAUUCCUUCAGAAGGAAACUGUUUCCUUUCCCCUAACAAGCACCAAUGGGAACCUGUAAAACAAGACAUCCUUUUGAAUAUGGAUUUUGAAUUUAGAUUUUAGAAAUAAAUCAAUGCAAAUUUUGGGACUCCUGGACACAUUUUCAGUUUUGAGGAAAUCCUGGAGGUCCUGGUCCUGAGAUGGCUGCUGUGAGGCAUGGCAUAACACAAAAUGGCUACCUUGGGGAGGGUGGCAGAACACAAAAUAAGAGAGAGAACCACCCUUGGGAAGUCUGCUAUGUCCUGCUGUCCCUGACUAUGAAGAUCACACACACUGAUGCUGUUGCUACCUACUAACAACUGGGAACAUUCAUCACUACCAGGAAAAAUAUAAAAGGUAGCUACACCACUCUCGUUGCAAAGAAAUCCUUUUGAAGGUACCUGCACAUUUCUCCUUAUAACUUUCUUUCUAAGAGGGCUAGAGACUUACUUCUUUAAAAAAUGAAAGCUCAGAUCUGGAACACCUGCACAGGGGCACCUCUGAAAACCUUCACGGGCCCCAUGGUGCCUGUAGGCACCAGGUUGGCAACCCCCGCUCUAACAACUCCCUCUACUUGCUCAUAGCUGGAAAAGACUCUGACCAUUUUCUUUGGGCAUCUCCAUGUUGACUUCCAGCUGACUUUUCUCAAAUAAAUGUAACUGUUUUCUGCAGCGUGCAUUCAGGAGAGUGUGCAUACAUUCUUGCAGUGUCGCCAAUCUGGUUACACCUGGAUAUUUUAAAACUUGCUUUUUAUUUGUGUUGUGCUUAUAAUUAGGUUCAAAUAAGAAGUCCAAGAAAGAAGAAAAUGCCCAAGAAAAUGAAGAUGACAUGGAAAAGCAUAAGGUAGUAGAUUACAUGCUGAAGUAGUAUUAAGAUUAGACAUCGGAAUGAAGUCCUGGGGUUAGGAGUGUUAACAUUACUACAAAGUUGCAUUGGGUGACGGAAUGAUUUGUUGUAUUUACCUUAAAAAUGGAAACUACAUGGUAAUAACUCUGCAAAAAGUAAUGAGUUGCAAAAACAAACCAUGAGAUGGAUGAUCUCGUUUUGAAGUUUUUCUUUUAUUGUUCACAUUUAUUAAUGAUGCUUAUAUAUUGGUAUUCCGUUAGAAAGAUCAGAGUAUCUUACAUGGGGGGUUGCUGGUAGGCUGUCAUUCAGGCACCGAUGAGGCAAUUACAGCUCUUGCUAUUAUGCAUUAGCAGCCCAAACCUUUAGAUGAGGCACAGAAACAUCUGCAGCCCAUAUUCGGUGAAAUGUUGUGCAAACAGAUCCUAUCUGUUUUGAUUGUAACAGGCUGAAAUGGCUCUGCUGGUGAUGGAUGAUGAGGAAGAUGAAAGGAGACACUUCAAUUAUGACAAGAUAGUGGAGCAGCAGAACCUGAGCAAAAAGAAAAAGAAACUAUUGGUGAAAAAGAAGGAACUGCUGACAGAUGACUUCCAGGUAACACUACGGGCUUCCUCCUAUUGAAGUCUAAUAACAGUGCUAGUCAUUUUGUGUUAAAGUAGAUCAAUAACUACAUUACGAUUUAUGCAAAAACACAUUUUAUAUCAUUCUAUCCAAAGGGACACUUAAAGGAUUGAGUUGCAGAUCUUGAGCUUGGUGUCAGAAAUCAAAAAAGUUUUACAUCCUUUUUUGUGUUUAUGGCGGGGGGGGGGGGGCGGAUAUGCUAUCUAGAAGAAAAAUUCCAAGGACUUUCCUGAGGCCCAAAUAAUGCCGCCUUCCUGGAAUGAAAUAAACCUAUUUUUGUAUGGGUCAAAAUUAAUAUUUAAAACAGGCUGUUGCAUUUUCACAUUUCCUUAAGAUCUAGAUUCUUGAUUAACAACUAUCCUGCAGGGCACAUUUUUCUCCUACUUUUUUUUAGCUAUUGCAGUUAAAGCAUCCUCUCUUGCUCUUCGCAGGUUAAUGUUGCUGAUGCCAGAUUCCAAGCCAUGUAUACCUCUCAUUUGUUUAAUUUGGAUCCUUCGGAUCCAAACUUUAAGAAAACAAAAGCAGUGGAAAAGAUUUUGGAGGAGAAAGCUCGUCGAAGAGAGCAAGGUUUUGCUGAGGCAGCUGGGGGAGGGAACAAUAUGGCAGAGCCUGCGGCCAAGAAAUCCAUAGAUCCUGCAUUGUCAAUGCUAAUCAAGUCCGUCAAGAAUAAAACAGAACAGUUUCAAGCAAGGAAGAAACAGAAAGUCAAAUAA
Messenger RNA from Podarcis lilfordi (Lilford's wall lizard), 25952 nucleotides. Lineage: Eukaryota; Metazoa; Chordata; Lepidosauria; Squamata; Lacertidae. The record is from the annotation of a GenBank genome assembly.